CGUCUGUCAUCAUUAAAUACCAUAAAUUAAUUUGGUUUGCUGCUAAACUAACUCCAAAAUUUGGGCAAACAUUAAGUAGCCCUUGGAUCAAGCUUAAUUUGUGCAGAGAUAAGAUGCAAGGAAAAUGAAAAUGGCAGUUUUGUUUGAUGCUAACUGAUUCUUGAUCCGCCAUUAGUCCACCAUUAUUCCUUCUUCAUUGUUUAAAAAUCUUUGAAUUUCAAGACCUCUUUCUUCUCCUUCACCACACAUUAGACCAUUAGUCCACCCCCCAAAUCUCUCUCUUUCCUUCUCUCUCUAAUCGUUCAUCCCUUAAUCAAUUGUCAAUCUUUCUUCUGUAGAACCAAAGGGAGAAAGGAAGAAGAAGGAAUACCCUCCACCACCAACAACCGUUUCCUCCAAGAAACCAUAAAGAUUCCCAAAAUUGACGCACCCAGUUUUCAUCUUUUCUUCAUUUGCCAAUUGCCACCACCGACUAGAAUCUGUUUCUUGAAAAUAGGAACCAAAAGAUUGUGCCUUUCGCGCAUAAUAACCCUAGCCAAGUUUCAAGAAAAUCUGGGCAAGUUUUCAGAUUGGAUUCUGAAUGUCCCAGAUGAAGCACAUUGACGAUAUUCCGACAUCCCCGGGGAAGUUCAAGAUGGAGAAGCCUCCUUAUAAUAGACUCAGGCUUCAUUCUUCCCUUUCCAGGCUCACCUUGUGGUCCGUCGUGUUCUUGGGCGUGAUCUACUUGCUGUUCUUCAGAUCAUCGUCUUCUUCCCCGCCUGCCACAUCAGAUCUCUUCCGGCGGUCUCUCAGGACCAGCUCCUACGGCGGCGCAGCUUGGGAGAAGAGGAUUAGGGCCUCCGCCAAGGUCAGAUCAAGAAAUGGUUUCACUGUUUUGGUCACCGGCGCCGCCGGCUUCGUCGGAACCCACGUCUCGGCUGCUCUGAAACGCCGCGGAGACGGCGUCGUGGGGCUCGAUUGUUUCAACGAUUACUACGAUCCCUCAUUGAAACGCGCCCGCCAAGAACUCCUAGAGCGCGCGGGGAUAUUCAUUGUAGAAGGGGACAUCAACGAUGUCGCCCUCUUGAAGAAGCUUUUCGAGAUUAUUCAGUUUAGCCACGUUAUGCAUUUGGCCGCACAGGCCGGUGUGAGAUAUGCAAUGCAGAAUCCAGGCUCAUAUGUGCAUAGCAAUAUUGCUGGGCUUGUUAGUCUUCUUGAGGUCUGCAAGAGUGCUAAUCCUCAGCCCUCAAUCGUGUGGGCAUCUUCGAGUUCCGUUUAUGGAUUGAAUUCCAAAGUUCCCUUUUCAGAAAUGGAUAGAACAGACCAGCCUGCAAGUCUUUAUGCUGCAACCAAGAAGGCUGGCGAGGAAAUCGCCCAUACAUAUAAUCAUAUCUAUGGGCUCUCCUUGACUGGAUUGCGGUUUUUCACAGUUUAUGGACCGUGGGGGAGGCCAGACAUGGCUUACUUCUUUUUCACCAAGGAUAUCCUGAAAGGGAAGUCGAUUCCCAUAUUCGAGGCUCCUAAUCAUGGCACUGUAGCCCGGGAUUUCACCUACAUUGACGAUAUAGUGAAGGGUUGUUUGGCAGCUUUGGAUACUGCAGAGAAGAGUACGGGUAGUGGUGGGAAGAAGAGGGGUCCUGCUCAAUUGCGAGUGUUCAAUCUUGGGAACACAUCGCCCGUGCCUGUUUUGGAUCUCGUAAGCAUUUUGGAGAGAUUGUUAAAGGUGAAGGCGAAGAGGCAAAUAAUGAAGUUGCCAAGGAAUGGAGAUGUGCAGUUUACACACGCGAAUAUCAGCUUGGCGCAGAGGGAGCUUGGGUAUAAACCGACGACUGAUCUUCAGACGGGGUUGAAAAAGUUUGUACAUUGGUACCUCAAUUACUAUGGCGAUGGAAAGAAGAGUGCCCAGUGAUAACAUUCUUCUUUCCAACUCUGGGUAGGACCAUUCGAUUCUCGUCUCCUUUGAUUCUUAUGAUUGUUUUUGACCUAUCCUCGUUACCCCUCCUUUUAUCUUGCUUAGUAUAUCUGAAUUGUGAACGAUGCUGUAAAAGGACCGAGCUUGUCUGAUCCCAUGAUGAAGAAAGUGAAAGUUUGUGGACAAUACACUGGAUGGAUACAUAUUGUUUUGCUUGCUGGGAAUACGUUAUGGUCUGUAUCAAAUCGAAUUCGUACCCAUUUUUGGUCCUCCUUGGAAUGUAAUCCUUUUAUCAUUGUAGAAUUCUUUACUAAUAGCAGAAUUGCUUAUUGGACAUAAAUCAUCAUCCUCAUAAAUUUCAAAUAAAGUAGCACAUUAUUGUCCAUCCAUC
This is a messenger RNA of Ipomoea nil (Japanese morning glory), 2282 nucleotides long. Its product is annotated as UDP-glucuronate 4-epimerase 3-like. Bases 581 to 1888 code for a protein of 435 amino acids. NCBI's taxonomy places the organism in Eukaryota, Viridiplantae, Streptophyta, Magnoliopsida, Solanales, Convolvulaceae. The transcript is spliced from 2 exons. The record is from RefSeq and is a predicted model, not a curated record.